Messenger RNA from Glarea lozoyensis ATCC 20868, 834 nucleotides. Its product is annotated as indole-diterpene biosynthesis protein PaxU. The coding region runs from base 1 to 834 and encodes 277 amino acids. The record is from RefSeq and is a predicted model, not a curated record. The transcript has a single exon. Lineage: Eukaryota; Fungi; Ascomycota; Leotiomycetes; Helotiales; Helotiaceae.
AUGGCUACAAAUACCGAACCUCCAAAGCUCGAAUUCACAUGGCUAAACCCAAUCCUCUCCAUCUACACUCCUCCACCAACAGAAGCCCCGAUCCACCACUCUCACCCAACAACAAUCAUAUUCUGCGCUUGGAUGGGCGUAUCCUCUCGAUCCCGUUACCUCAACUCUUUCUACCAGCACUACCACACACUCUACCCUAACGCGCGAAUAAUCUCCGUCCGCUCCCAAACUGGCUUUUUCGCAUUUACCUCCACUUCCGCACGACUGCGCCUUCAUGAACCCAUUAUCGCUGCAAUCGAGAGUGACCCAGCACCUGCUGAGAACAGGAAGAUAAUCGCACAUGUCAUGAGUAAUGGCGGAGCUCUGGGGUUCGCGGAUAUAUGUCAACUCUAUAAGGAGAAAACGGGAAACAAACUGAACGUCGGGAAUGUGGUGUUCGACAGUGGACCCGGCGAAUACACACUCGGUAGUGCUUUUCACGCCUUCUCUCAAGCCUUCCCCAAAGGUCUGCUCUGGUAUCCCACCGCUAUUUUCAUGUGGCUAGUACUGGUAAUCUUAGGACGGACGAUGUUUGGGCCUGGUCCACGGCUGAAGAGCAGUAACGAACGACUUAACGACUUAAACUGUGUGAAUGAGAACCAGAGGCGGUUAUAUAUGUACAGCGAGGUGGAUCGUUCAGUUGACUGGCGCUCUGUGGUGAGACAUGCUAAGGAGGCACGCGAAAAGGGCGUCAAGUCGACACUGAUGAAAUCGGAGGGAAGUAAACAUGUACAACUUAUGAUGAGAGAUCCGGAGAAGUAUUGGAAUAUAGUGUGGGGAUUUAGUGUUACGUGA